Molecule: messenger RNA, 2532 nt
Organism: Aspergillus puulaauensis
Lineage: Eukaryota; Fungi; Ascomycota; Eurotiomycetes; Eurotiales; Aspergillaceae
Exons: 1
Coding region: 1-2532 (843 amino acids)
Source: RefSeq, a predicted model, not a curated record
AUGAUCGCGUUGACAACCGCCGUCGCGAUAGCAGUUACCUGCUCGGUUAUCUUCAUGGUUUCCGCAGUGGUCAUCACUAUCAUUUGGAUCAAGAUUCGUCAGGAGCGAAGGUCGCUUGCGCUAAUAAGGACUGCUCACGGCUCCUACGCUCAUGGACUUUCGACUUUCCCCGCUGAAACGUUCACCGAGUUGUCGCGCGAAGAAGGCUCCGCACUACGACAAUAUGGACAGCUUCCAUACGGAAGACCGACGGAAUGGGGCCUACUAUCUUCAAGGGAAAGCUUGGAUCAAUCCGCCGGGGACAAGUCACCAAUUCAACUGCUCAAAAAGACGCGCAGCUUCUCACUCAAACACUCUUUGUCUUCCAAGUCAAAAAAACAAUCCAAGAACCUGGCGAGAAAUGUGUCCCUGACGACCUUGACGGAGGCCUCCGAAGCACCACAUCCCCAAGGAGUGUCGGAUUCAAGAGACAACUUGGUUGUCUCAGCAGUCGAUGGAGUAUUGGAGCUACCUGCGGAGACAACCCCCAGGCAUACACCAGAUAAAGAGGAAGCACCGCUGAGUGCAGGCAAUUCGAUCCGGCCCAUUACAGGAGUCUGGCCGUUGCUUCACCAGCAGGAUCGAUCCAGUGGUCUUUUCCCCGUGUUUGAGGACCAUUACACAGGCUAUGACCCAACCAGAUCCAGAACUCGCGGUGGCAGCAUCACAUCUCAAACAGCCGGAACAGCACCGGACCAGCCCGUUCCGCCUCCACCUUGUGCAUACCCCCCGAAUCGUUUCCGCUUAUCAAAGGCCGACUCGUUACGAUACUCGUCUGUGAGCCUUGAAACGGCAGAUAGCUCGAUCCUAGAUGACAGCCGAAGAGCAUCCGUAAACAUCGAUGGCAACUUCAUAUCCCCUGCAUUACCACCCUGUCCAACAUUUGCCCCAUACAGUGCAAAUGACGUUGGAAGAGAGUACGAACGCAGAAACUUUGCGCCAAAUGGCGCUCCAUUCGUUUUCCCCCCCAAUUCUCCUGCGCGCAAAGGCCAAAGAGUGGAAUAUGAGCGUACUUCGCCUCGCCGCAGUUUUACUGCACGCAGUCCAUCUCGUUCGUCCGAACGGAUAAGUCCACCACCCAGGCGAAGCGAGUCUUUGUCCGCCAAACAAGCCCAAGAUGCAACCUCCAAACCACAUCUUGACCUGGAUAAUAUUCCUCCACUGAAUACAAGGGCCAGUAAAGCCGGAUUACUGCCCUAUUUCAGUCAGAUGCAGCGCCACUCAAUGCAUGGUGGUCCACGAAGGGAUAAUGACCCCUUUUAUGGUGGGACAGCCUCAUCACAUAGCUUUACAUACAACACUUAUGCACCAGGAAGACGUGCAAGCAGCUUUGUACCUCAGGAGCUGUCAUCUCAAGCACCAAAUGGCCAUCCCAAACCGCCUCUAGCAUCAGCUAUGAAGAGCAGUGGGCAUCGGAAGGGACACAGGCGACAAAAUUGUGUGCGAAUCUCCAUCCACCCUCCUAUAACAUUUGCGGGACCUGCAUUCUCCCCCAUGGUCGAGGAGCCAGAAGAACCAGAGGAAAUGAAUGCUUUGGAGCUCCGCCGGUCCGAGAUAUCUGAUCUGUCAAUGUCGAAUAUCUCACGCAACUCCAGUGUUUCCGCUUUGUCUACCACCUUUCGAAACAGCAUCCAGGAUUUUCAGCCGGACCGCCCAAUCUCUCGAAUAAUUGAGAUUCCCGAUGAUGGCCAGACAGACUCCUACGGUAGCCCGGUCAAGAAGAAAAGGCUGACACAACAAGAUCCCGGCCUAGCCACCGAGAAGUCUUUACCUGGUAUCCUCACAAGCUUGCCAGCAACCGCAGAUAAAGAUAGCUUGUCCCAUACUCCAUCUCCAGAGCGAGAGCCACCUAUAUGGAAGACUUCAGACUAUAAAUGUUCACCCACAACAUUAGAGAAUUCACCAGCGCCAGGGAGCCCUCGCCGGUCAGCGAUCAUGGGACCACGAAGCCAACCCAAACCUGCCCGCAAUAGCUACCAAUCCCUGAUCCCAUCGGAGGAUGCGAAAUCGGCACCUCCGCCACUCAACGUCAACCGCCCGCCACGAACUCACAGCACCAAAGAGUCGAACGAGAAGCCACCGUUAUCUCUCCGACGGGCCAAGACCGAAGCCAAAGACCAACCACCGCGGAGCCAGAGCCAAUCCGACACCACAAAAGCCAGUAACUACACCACGAGCUCAUCAUCUACGAGCAUCGCGAACAAGACUCCUGGGGCACAAGUCAGCGCGAUAGUCCCGAUAUGGGAGGACAAAAUCAGAAAGGAUUCUCAGGCAAUGCCGCGGAGGUCAACCGUCUCCCUUGUCUAUAGCCCCCCUAAUAUGGGUGUCAAGAGGGAAACAUCACCGCAACGUAGUCAGGCUGACAAGAUGACGCGCAUGGCGAGCUAUCGGAACAAGAACGGCUAUACGACUCCUAAGAAAACAGUUGGGUUGGGAAUCGGCGCAACUACGCCUGGGAGUCUGUACGAUGGAGAUGGGUUUCUAAAAGAGUGA